AUGACGGGCUACGCCCGCGGCGAGACCGACUUCGGCGCCGCCGACCGCUACCGGCGGGACGCGCGGCCCGCCUCGCUCGCCCCCAAGGAUUACUCGGUGCCUUUACACGUAGACUGCAGUAUCGAAUACGAGCUUCCCGACUGUGCCAAGCCGCCGCAGGGCGUGAAGAUCGAGCCGCUGCUCAUGAUCCACCCGUCGCACUUCCGGAGGCUCGAGAGCCUGCGGCGCGUGCCCUUCGUGAACAACCUGCCGCGCGAGGUGGGCGCGCCGUGCGAGCGGCGGCGGCGCCGCUGCUGCCGCCCGCCGCCGCCGCCCGAGCCCGAGCUGGCCAAGCUGGCGGCGCGCGCCCGCCUCAAGCACGCGCCGCACCCCUACCUGCCGCCCGAGGCGCUCGACUGUGAUAUAGCGCGCGCCCUGCCGCCCGCCGCCGCGCACUACGACCGCUUCGACAAGCGCGCCCUGCAGCAGCUGCCCAUCUACAUG
Iphiclides podalirius (scarce swallowtail) is the source of this 483-nucleotide messenger RNA. NCBI's taxonomy places the organism in Eukaryota, Metazoa, Arthropoda, Insecta, Lepidoptera, Papilionidae. The record is from the annotation of a GenBank genome assembly.